Nematostella vectensis (starlet sea anemone) is the source of this 513-nucleotide messenger RNA. RefSeq names its product histone H4. Gene Ontology annotation, cellular component: nucleosome. The coding region runs from base 58 to 369 and encodes 103 amino acids. NCBI's taxonomy places the organism in Eukaryota, Metazoa, Cnidaria, Anthozoa, Actiniaria, Edwardsiidae. Gene Ontology annotation, molecular function: DNA binding; protein heterodimerization activity; structural constituent of chromatin. The transcript has a single exon. Gene Ontology annotation, biological process: nucleosome assembly. The record is from RefSeq and is a predicted model, not a curated record.
AUAAACCGAUUCACUUCUAACAACUGAUCAUACUCAUUUAAAGAACUCAAAUUUAUAAUGUCUGGUCGCGGCAAAGGAGGAAAAGGUCUAGGAAAGGGAGGCGCGAAGCGUCAUCGCAAGAUCCUUCGGGAUAACAUCCAGGGCAUCACCAAGCCCGCCAUUCGUCGUCUCGCCCGCCGUGGAGGAGUCAAGCGAAUCUCUGGCCUUAUCUACGAGGAGACACGUGGCGUUCUCAAAGUCUUCCUUGAGAACGUUAUCCGUGACGCGGUCACCUACACCGAGCACGCCAAGCGCAAGACUGUCACCGCCAUGGACGUGGUCUACGCUCUGAAGCGACAAGGCCGAACCCUGUACGGAUUCGGCGGCUAGACUAUCUAGUCAACUCAAACAAACACCGGCUCUUUUAGGAGCCACCACAUGCAACAAAAGUCAUGCCAAAUGCGUUGUUUGCCCUUUUCAUAUGGUGUUCAAGCUCGAGUUAUUGAAAAAAAAAAAGCUGUGUUACUCGUAAAA